This is a messenger RNA of Amphibalanus amphitrite, 4175 nucleotides long. Its product is annotated as zinc finger protein rotund-like. Gene Ontology annotation, molecular function: DNA-binding transcription factor activity, RNA polymerase II-specific; RNA polymerase II cis-regulatory region sequence-specific DNA binding. The record is from RefSeq and is a predicted model, not a curated record. The transcript has 2 exons. Gene Ontology annotation, cellular component: nucleus. Lineage: Eukaryota; Metazoa; Arthropoda; Thecostraca; Balanomorpha; Balanidae. The coding region runs from base 119 to 1825 and encodes 568 amino acids. Gene Ontology annotation, biological process: regulation of transcription by RNA polymerase II; central nervous system development.
AGUUGCAGCGUCGGGUCGGAGCGGGCGGGCGGUGCGUCGGCCGGCGUGGCGGCGGAGAGCGGUCAGUGAUGCAGUGAACGUCGACCCCUGCUCGGAGCUCGAGGAUCCAGUGUGACCCAUGGAGAUGGUUCAGGCCGACUACAGCAGCGGCUACCAGCCGCCCCCGUGUGCCGGUGAGCGGAGCGACAACCCGCAGCGGGCCUUCAGCCCCGGCCAGCCGGCGGUCCAGGAGAGCGGCUCACGCGACUACCAGGCGGUGCUCAGAGACUAUCCUCAGCCGGUGCUCAGGGACUACACUGCAGCCGAGGGCCAGCCGCCGGCGGACGGACAGAGCAGAGAACUGGACAGGCAACGCAGCUUCUCCGGCGGCGGCGAGCCGAGACACUACUCCGCAGACUCGAGACAUUACUCGGGUGACUCGAGACACUACUCUGGUGACUCGCGGCACUACUCUGGUGACUCGCGGCACUACUCCGGUGACGGCCGUGCUUUCUCUGACGAGCGGCGGCAGUACGAGCUGCUGGGGGAGCCGGAGCGCCGACCGGGCCCGUCGCCCGGCUCGGGGACGCACCGUUCCCCCGGCCACUCCCCACCGCCCAGCUAUGAGUCAGUCUCGCGGCCGCCGAGUCGCCCCGACUCCGGACCCCCGACUCCGGCCGAGUCGACUCAGCACGCUGAGAAGAUGUUCGCCUCCAAGGCCGACCUCCAGAUGCACGUGCAGCUGCACAUGCGGGAGGCCAAGCCGUACAAGUGCAGUCAGUGCAGCAAGGCGUUCGCCAACAGCUCCUACCUGUCGCAGCACACGCGCAUCCACCUGGGCAUCAAGCCGUACCGCUGUGAGAUCUGCCAGCGCAAGUUCACGCAGCUGUCGCACCUCCAGCAGCACAUCCGCACUCACACGGGCGACAAGCCGUACAAGUGCCGCCACCCGGGCUGCUCCAAGGCGUUCUCGCAGCUCUCCAACCUGCAGAGCCACUCACGCUGCCACCAGACCGACAAGCCCUACAAGUGCAACUCGUGCUACAAGUGCUUCACCGACGAGGCCAGCCUGCUAGAGCACAUCCCCAAGCACAAAGAGUCGAAGCACCUCAAGACGCAGAUCUGCCCGUACUGCGGCAAGAGCUACACGCAGGAGACCUACCUGCAGAAACACAUGCAGAAACACGCAGAUAGGAAUGAUAAGCGGGUCUCGGCGCCUGUUGGACUGCCGCCGCCGCCACCUCAGCAUCAUCAUCAGCAGCAGCAGCAUCACCACCAGCAGCAGCAGCAACAGCAGCAGCAGCAGCAAGAGCAGCAGCGGCAGCAGCAGCAGCAGCAGAGGCUGGAAAACCCCUACUGGCCCAAAGACGAUUACCUGGUGAACGGGGCGGCUGCCGGCGGCGGGCUGCAGGCACCCCUGCACCUGUCCCGCGCUGACGGACUGGACGACCCGCGCCUGCACCCCUCGGCCGGACUCCGGGAGACACUCGAGCACCGCGUCCUGCUGGACGAGCGGCAGGAGCACCACCUGGGCCAGCCGCCGCCGGGCGCCGGCUACGAGCCGCUCUCGCGCGCCGCCGUCACCGCCUCCUCGGCGUUCACACCGAUCCAGAGCGGGGCGCCCGUGAGCAGCGCGCCGCUGCCGCUGGCGCCGCCGCCGGCCGCGCCGCGCUACUUCUACGACCACUCGGGUCUCGGCAAGGACGUGAAACCGGCCGGCAACGCCGCCGGCUUCAUCUCACUCCACCAGAUCAGCAGCUACGCGCAGCAGCGCAGCGGCGCCAUCGGCAACGACCUGCUGGGCCAGCUCCGGGACAAGCCGCAGCCGCCGCACGACCAGCAGUGAGACGGUGCUGCCACCUGUUGGCGACACAGAUAAGCUGACGUUCAUCCCGUAGACGCGAAAAGUGUUUGUGUUCUGCUGAGGCUGACGCCCUUGCUGGUCCGUAGAGGAACUUAUCUUCUACUGCAGUACCUACGGUCGACCGUGAAAGCAUUACGUGCGUUCUCUUAGCACGCUCGUUAUAUGCCAUCUGUGGUUAGAAAUCACGGUUUCAGUUGCGUUUAGUUUUUCACGUGACAUGCGAAGCAUGACACGAGACAACCUUGUGAUUUACGCUUUCGUUGUGGUUCUGAACCACGAGAGUGAUUGACGUAGGCGGUUUUGAACCUAAACGUAAUUGUUAUUCAUAAGUUUCUUCUUGUUUGAAAUAACCAAUCAGCUGUACACGUUUGAGAGAGCGGAAUUAUUAUUUUAAGGUAACACGAUAACUCAUAACUUUUAUUCACAUCUUGAAUUACGUAUCAAGAUAUGUUUAAUUUCGAAUAAGACAUCAACACUGACAAUGUACUACCAUUGCGUAACUCUGAAUAGCACCAAAACGCUUAAGCGUAUUGAGCUGCAAUCCCUACCAUAGCAUUUAUUCGGCUUUAUUAUGAAAGCUCUCGUUUAGUCUGUAGUGUCCGCGUAUGUCGCCGACCCAAUAUGGCAAUUUUGUAACGCUCAGGGAAAAGUGUACCUUUCUGUAUCUUUUAUUGUUGAAGUUAAUGGCUAUUUUGCCGUUUUCCGCUUUUAUCUAAGAGGACCUCAAGACAAACCAAGUUCACCAUUGUUAAAUGCAUAGAAAUGCUUAUAACUAAGCAGCACUCCCGGUAAAUAAUUAUGUAUUUACUGCAAUAGCUCUAAUUCUGCUAAUUCUAGUGGCAAGUCCUUCGAGAAGGAAUAUUCAAUUCAACUCAAGUCCGUUUUGCAGCUGAGCUCCGGAGGUUAAUUCAUCGAUAUCAUUUUAUGAUAAGAAUAGCUAAGAAUGUGUAUGUACCUGCACCACUUUAUGGCUCUCAGGAAACUCUGGUUCUCGUCAGAUAGGCUUGAAUUUUGUUUGCAGUAUUUUUUCUGCUUCAUUAUUAUUCAAGGUGGGUCUUCAAAUGAUGUUUAAAGACAGGAUUAUCAGUAAAAAUGGGCCGUGACGUUAAAUCUAAUAUUAUGUUGACAAUAAGUACCCCAACUCAGGUUCUGAAAUGGCUACCUCAUUAAAAUCCCAGGUCAUCGUAGUUUGAUCUCUGCAUACGUGAGCCACGCUGCUGGACUCUGGGCGGUUUUAUCGCGUCUCUUUCAUCCGAGACGCAUCUCCCCGUCGCUGUUUGCGGUACACGUAGAUCCGACAGACGGGCGUCUGCAUCCGCAUGUGGCAAUCAUCCACUGACCCCAGGGCAAUCAGACAAACAGGGUAGUUAGUAGUUACAGACCAGGCACAUGAGGGGCGGGGAUGGGUGCGGCAUGGGUCGAAUCAGCACCCCGGGUCGGUGCUGCUGCCAUCCCUGUGUUGUGCCCGUCUUGUGCCGCUGUUCAGUGUUAUUGCUCGUUGUAUUUAGACGUGAUGAAGCGACAGGCAGAGAUACCAUAUUGACUCUCAAACACAGCGGCUUAAAUCUGACUCUGUGUUUUAGAUGCGCCAGUGUUGGUCUCGUUGUACUUUGCUGUAUUAUAAUUGAACGAUGUGCUCUCGCUGAGGUGAACUGGCAGGACGCUGGAUGGCGUGGGCUCGCGCCGGGCAGGUGUUGGCACUGACCGGUCGCGGCGCCCUGUGAGUGGCCUGGGGCUGUGUGUGAGACGGCCCGAUACCGGCCAGCGGUGAUAAAACAGUGUGUAACGCUGUCUAAGGGAGAGGCGACGCCUACCGGCCGGGCGAUGCCGCGCGCCGCCCGGCCGGUCAAGGUCAUGUGAUCGGCGCUGUGAUUGGUCAAGGGCAACAGACGGUACGCUGUGAUUGGUCGAGGGCGCCAAGCGGUGUGUUGUGAUUGAACGAGAGCGCUGGGGGUCAGGGACUGCGAGGGACGUAGCCCUUUGUAUAUAACUGGGCGGACCUAUGAUCAGUGGUAGGUUCGUACGGCCGCAGAAGUCGGUCACUUCAGGGAUUCGAUGAGUGUUGAUCGCUGGGAAAGCCCAGUCCCGGGGAGCCGGCCCCUGUUUCUGUUCGUUUUUUGGAUUGCUGUAUGUGUCACCAGGAUCUUGUUGAGGACGUUCUUAGACGAUAGUGCUGUCAGGAGGGGCGGAGUAUUGGUCAGGCUCUCGGCGUUCGCUUCUCGCAUGGUGUGUGCAGUACUUAGGCUGAGGCAGUGCCGGACGGCCGCCAGCCUGGCAUGUUCUUGUACAGUUUUAAUAUCAGUAUAUCGUCGGAAUAAAGUGGUGUACCGUA